This is a messenger RNA of Plasmopara halstedii, 567 nucleotides long. RefSeq lists its product as uncharacterized. Bases 1 to 567 code for a protein of 188 amino acids. The record is from RefSeq and is a predicted model, not a curated record. NCBI's taxonomy places the organism in Eukaryota, Oomycota, Peronosporomycetes, Peronosporales, Peronosporaceae. The transcript has a single exon.
AUGAUCAAUCAACGACGCAAGUGGCAACACCAAGAGCGUGAAAAGUCCGUUGGUAACAUUUUUGAAGCGCAAAUGCACGCGAGAAUGCGGCGGCAAAGUUUGAAAAAGGCUGAAGUCAGAGAAGCUUAUGACGUGGAUGCAGAGUGCAUGACCCUUGACCUCAGUGGUGUCAAAUCCGCAGAUAAUUUUCAGCAGGGAGUGGGCAAGGACCGAGUCGUGCAAUGGGUUCAGCAUCCGAUCGAGAAAGCGAUCGAAAGUCCGUCAUUGUUCAAGAAGAACUCUGAAUGCUUAUCAGCUGGACAUGCGGACGCUUUACGGCGGGACAGUAACCUUGUACUUAAAGUCUUUCAACCCUUGACCGAAGAUGCACAAUUUCGACUAAGGCGACUUGGCGGCUUGGAUGUCUCUCAAGCAAUCCCAUCGUUUGUUUACCAAGAUCUUCGUAUGAAAGAACGACAGUACAGUAGGGUCGCAACAGAGAGAAGUGCUGGUGUUUAUCGAAUUCCGAGGCUGUUGCACAACUCUAGAGUGAAUCUCGCGCCACGUCCAGCACAAUGUUACAUGUAA